GUACGAGCUCAUGCAGGAGGAGGAAACAUGGCUCAUUCGGGCCACCACCAAGCACACGAUGGAGGGGAUUCAGUCGCCACCGAAGCAGAAGAAGUCACCAAAGAAGAGCAGCAAGGAUCGGGUGCCCACGCGGAUCCUUGAUCAAGAGGAGUUCUGCCUCACUUGGAGGCUGGACAAAAUGGCAAUGCAGCGGCUGGCAGAGUUGCCAGAAGCCAGUCGGCAGCAAGCCAUGCAGCGCUUCAACCCAGGUCCAGAGGUGCCGGAGUCUGACUUCCCGAAGCUCUUUGUGGCCUUCCUGAAGCGCUUCAAGAGCAAGGAGGGAGGUGAUGAUGAUGAGGGCAAAGGCAGCUCUUCAUCACCAUCGCGACGAAAGGCCCACACACCUGCACGGAGGGAGGUGGAUCGGGUGCCAGAGGAGUCCGGCUCCGAUGGCUUGGCUCCAGGUCGAGUUCCUUUCUAUCAGACUCCUGGGUCAACUCCCCGGAGCUUCAAUGGGCAGGAGUGCCGAAGUCCGCAGCAAAGGUUAAUGCAGGACUUUCCUGGCAUGCCUGCCAGCCCCGAACAAGGGUCUGUGAGCCCGCAAGCCAUGCAAAUGUCGCUUCAACAGCCGCAGAUGCCGCCGACUCCUGCUUUUUCGCAGUCCUUGCAGCUGGUGCAGGGCAAUAUCGCCCCGUCGCAAAUGCAGGUCCUCUCGACGUCUUCUCCCACAAGCAAGGCCUCUGGUGCCGCCUUUGGAAUGUCCGCUGGAGCUGGGUCGCCUACCUCGCUUGCCCAGCCCAUGGGGUCUCCAACAAGCCUGACCAAUUUUCCGGACAUGAUGCAGGGAUACCAGAACUUUCAACAGAUACCUGCUUUCCGACCGCAACAGAUCCCUCAACCACAAUUCCAAACCCAGCCACAACAAUUGCAGCAGAUGCAACAGCACUUGCAACCUCAACAGCUGCAACAGCAACAGCAGAUUCAACAGCAGCAACAGCAGCAGGUACAGCAACAGCAACUUGUUCAAAACCAGCCGCCACAGGUGCAGCCACAUCAACAGCUGCAACAGCAACAACAGCAGUUGCAACAGCAGCAGCAAUUUCAACAGCAGCAGCAGUUGCAACAGCAGCAACAGGCUUUACAACAACAGCAGUUGCAACAACAGCAGCAGCAAUUGCAACAGCAACAGCAACUGCAACAGCAGCAGCAAUUGCAACAGCAACAGCAGCUGCAGCAGCAACAGCAGUUGCAAAAGCAGCAGCAGUUACAACAGCAGCAGCAGUUGCAGCAGCAACAGCAGAUGCAACAGCAACAGCAAAUGCAACAGCAGCAGCAAUUGCAGCAGCAACAGCAGCAGUUGCAACAACAAAUUCAGCUUCAGCAGCAACAGCUGCAACAACAGCAAAUGCAACAGCAACAGCAGGUCCAACAUCAACAGCUUCAAAUGCAGCAGCAACAGCAGCAACAGCUGCAACAACAGCAACAAAAAUUGCAGCAGCAGCAGAUGCAAGAACAACAGCAGCUGCAAGAGCACCAGCUCCAACAGCAGCUCUCGCCAGAGCAACAAGACCAGCUGCCCUCGCAAAUGCAGUCGAUGCACAUGCCGCAGCAUCCUCCUCCAGUCCAUGCACCGAAGCUGCCAGAAGGAGGAGGACUAUCGACGAUGGCACCAUCCCAGGGGUUCAGCACGGAGGCAUCUUUGUCUCCAAGCGCAGCUCCCAGGAUCUCUGCGACGCCACCACCUCCCAUGCAUGCACCCCAGGUCGGUGUCCGAUCAAGCGAGCCAGAGCCCUCGCGACCACCAGGCACUUUCAUUCCGAUGAGAGCAACGAACUUG
Molecule: messenger RNA, 1816 nt
Organism: Durusdinium trenchii
Lineage: Eukaryota; Dinophyceae; Suessiales; Symbiodiniaceae
Source: the annotation of a GenBank genome assembly